Molecule: messenger RNA, 486 nt
Organism: Kazachstania africana CBS 2517
Lineage: Eukaryota; Fungi; Ascomycota; Saccharomycetes; Saccharomycetales; Saccharomycetaceae
Exons: 1
Coding region: 1-486 (161 amino acids)
Source: RefSeq, a predicted model, not a curated record
AUGUUACAAAACGAGAAUUACGCUAUAUUGAUUUUCCCUUUACUUUUUCGAUACCAUAAUAAUUUCACAAAACAACGGGACGUGUCAGGCCGGUCGUGCAGCAAAUUCGAUAACGAGAGUGUCCGAGACCGGUGGCAGGCCUCAUUCCAUGUUCAGAUUACUGCCGCUAUUAGAGGAUUUCUCUUGAAUUUAAUUGGUAAGUACCAAACAAAUGGAAGUGACAGACAAGAAAGGACCGGCAGGAUAGCGAGAAGAAUAGCAGUCGUGGUUACCCCCUCCCGCCAUUGGAGACAAGCCAGCCGCCAGCACCAGAAACCUGUCUAUGACUGCCUUGUAAUAAAGUUCUAUCCGUUGUGGUUGGAGGACUACUCCCUUCACUGUGCCUGUCCAUCUUGGCUCGAAGUCUUGAGGGUCUCGGAUUUCUCCCGUUGUUCGUUUGACUGUUCUUGCGCGAAUCUGCAUCCGUACAUCGGCGCGCGAAAUUGA